CAAACUAGUUCAUUCGGCCGGACCGCGCGACUCCGCAAUAAUAUAAUAUUAUUAUAUUAUACUCUCGGCAGACGCGCUGAUGCUGUGUGCGCGUGACCACAGACACACGAAAACCGGUCACAGCUCAUUCGGCGGACCGACCCCGCAGAACGCAAUCCUAUUAGUGCGAACGCAAAGUUCGCCAACACCGUAGUCCGUUACCGCGACCCGCCGUCCCCGAUCGACACUCGAACCGCGUUUAUAUUUUUGUCGCUAUAAUACACACAUUAUACACACAUAUCGCCGUAUAUUAUAUUAUAUUUAUAGGUUACUAUAUAUCGUCGCGAUCAUGGCCCGCGGCGACGAACAACCGCCCCCGAUGGGUCGGGUGCAGAGUACCGUUUCGUUUGCGGCGACGACGAUGAACGACAACCGUGGCAAUCGCGACAACCGCGACGACGACAACGACGACGACGACAAUCACUCGUCCACAUGCAGCACCGGAGAUGUACAGCAGGACGAGGAAGAGAUGCCGCUGGUCGACGCGACCAGGACGAGGAUGUUCAGCGUGUCCGCGGACAGGCCGAUCACCAGGAUCCCGACCCGGGUCGACAUGAAGACGUUAACGCACAAAGCGAAACGACCGGCUGUCGACAUCGAAUUCCACGACCUGACUUAUGCCGUCAACACGACAGCGGGACAAAGAACGAUACUAAAAGGUAUACAUGGUUUCUUUCGUUCGGGACACCUGACCGCCAUAAUGGGUCCUUCCGGUGCUGGGAAGAGUUCGCUGAUGAACAUACUCGCUGGAUACGUGAGAACUGACAUCAAAGGACAAAUUCUUACAAAUGGGCAUCCUAGGAAUAUGCAACUUUUCAAAAAACUUUCAAGUUACAUAAUGCAAGAAGACCUGCUUCAACCCAGACUCACAGUUAUAGAAUCAUUGAGUUAUGCGGCUAGAUUGAAAAUUGGUCGUGAAUUAUCGAAAGAAGACAAAGAAAAAGCUGUGGACGAGGUACUGGAACUUUUAGGGGUAUCGGUAUGCCGUAACACAUAUGUGGAAAAAUUGUCUGGAGGUCAGCGCAAACGUCUAUCCGUAGCACUUGAGUUGGUCAACAAUCCACCGGUGAUAUUUCUAGACGAACCCACUACUGGGCUGGACAUUGUUGCGAUAAAGCAGUGCGUCACCCUGUUGGUCGAUCUCGCCAAACAAGGAAGGACCGUGGUGUGCACCAUUCACCAGCCUACCUCAUCGUUAUUCCACAUGUUCGACCACGUGUAUAUGUUGGCCCGAGGCUCUUGUAUAUACAACGGGUCACCCAAACAGUUGGUGCCGUUCCUGGCACAAGUCGGGCACGUUUGCAAGCCCACGCAUAACCCGGCAGAUUUUGUUUUCGAAGUACUAGAUAACGAUACAAUAGUUGACUUAACGAGAGAAAUUCAAAAUGGAAAAGUAAUAUUAUGUGAUGAUUUAGACGAAAUGGAAAAUGGAAUGGCGACUUCUAAACUUUGUCGUAACGACACGCUAAUUACAUUACCACCAGUUUUCGAUGAUGAAUUAGAUAAAUCAGAAGCGGAAUACCCGUCAUCGUUCUGUACACAAUUCUCUAUACUGUUAGCGAGAAAAACCAAACAAUUUUCUAGAAACACUACUGGACUGUGGAUAUCUUUUUUCCAUCACACAUUCUCAGCAUUACUUCUUGGAAGCAUUUACUAUGGGAUCGGAUCAGAUGGAAAUCGACCAUUUGAAAAUUUCAAGUUUUGUAUCAGUGUAAUCGUUUUUUUUGUUUAUACUCACGUUAUGGGUCCAGUACUUACAUUUCCGUCAGAAGUUAAACUAUUGCGGAGAGAAUACUUUAAUCAUUGGUAUAGUCUUAAAUCGUACUUUUUUGCAUCCACUAUUACAUCAUUACCAAGCAUGAUGUUAUUUGGAUCGUUAUUUCUUUUAAUUGUAUACUUUAUGUCUGCACAACCAAUAGAGUGGGUUAGAUUCAGUGAGUUUAUGGCAAUAGGACUAUUUACUGGUUAUACGUCUGAAGGAUUAGGUGUUCUCAUCGGGUCAUCUGUAAAAAACUCCACCGGCGCCGUGAUGACGCCCGCUCUUCUGGCGCCAAUGCUCGCGCUGGCCGUGUACGGGAUGGGCUACGGGCUGGCCAUCGAGCCCAUUAUGGAGUCGCUGAUGGCCACCAGCUUCCUGAGGUACGCGCUGGUCGGCGUGUGCACUUCGCUGUUCGGCAACGGGCGCGCGGACAUGGACUGCCAAAUAGACGACCUGUACUGCCACUACAAGAACCCGGACCUGCUGCUCCGGGACCUGGGCAUGAGCGGCCGGUCGAUCGUCAACCAAUUCAUCGGGCUAGCCACGUUCGGCCUGUUCUUCAGGCUGGCCGCGUACUACGUCAUCAAGCUGAGAAUGAUGAACCAGUCGCUACGCAAGAUACCGCUAUACUUCAAGAAGUUCCUACGCGGCUAACGAUCCACCACCGAGGCGGCAAAAGCGGCGCGAGAGAACUCGUCGGUCGACUUGCCCGUGUCGCCGUUAUCAUCGUUAUUUAUACGUUAUAAUAUUUACGAUAUGUUAUGUCAUCGUUGUGGCCGGUCCCAAAUCAUCACGUCAUCGAGACUUGAACUUAGACACCGUACAAUACCUGUAUAUGUAGUAUAUAUAUUGUAACGAGUGAGUUGUAAUUUUAUAACAAUGACGAUGACAUAAUACUACGACACUUGCGUUAUAAUAAUAUAAUAUCAUAUAUUUUAAAUUUUAUGCGAAACACAUCGCCACGCGUUAAGCAGGACUUCCGACAAGUAUAGAUACCAUACGAUUAAUUAUAUUAUGUUAUACAUUAUAUUUUAUUUAUACCAUCAAUUUUUAUCACUUCGGUUCCGUUGAGCGUAAUCGACAUAAUAUUAAGUUAUAUUUUAUAAGUUGUAUUUAUGUAUAAUAUUUAUAUGUAACUAUAUAGUACCUACGGCUUUUUUUUUGUUUUGUACUUUUUUUUCUACGUUUUAUACCUAUUGCGAAGUGUUUUUAGUAUUUUCUGUGUUUAAAAACUUUUCGUAAUUGUCCACAAACAGCUUUAGCUCCUAAAAUAUUAAUAGUAAAUUAUAAAAACACUUUUGGUUAAACUAUACAUAAUAUUAUUAUAAUAAUAACAAUAAUAUGUACAUUGGGUCGUAGAAAUAUUUUUAUCACAAACCUCUUGUUUUUUUUUCAACGUUUCGUCUAUCAAAGGAUCGGCGUAAUUAGUGUCAUUCAGUGGAUCUGCAGUGUCUGUACUCAGUGCGUGUGUGCCUGAUUCUAUUGAAAUCUAUAAAUGUAAAAAUAAUUUAAGGGUGAAAAUAAAUAAAACCAACAUAAAUAAAUAUCUAAUGUUGUUGAUUAGAACUUUUAUUUAUAAACAUACAUCUUAUUAUACGGAAUU
This is a messenger RNA of Rhopalosiphum maidis (corn leaf aphid), 3401 nucleotides long. RefSeq names its product ATP-binding cassette sub-family G member 1-like. The record is from RefSeq and is a predicted model, not a curated record. Gene Ontology annotation, cellular component: plasma membrane. The coding region runs from base 329 to 2452 and encodes 707 amino acids. The transcript has 11 exons. NCBI's taxonomy places the organism in Eukaryota, Metazoa, Arthropoda, Insecta, Hemiptera, Aphididae. Gene Ontology annotation, molecular function: ATP hydrolysis activity; ATP binding; ABC-type transporter activity.